AUGAGUGACGGCGUCCUCGAAAAGGCUGACCAUGGCAACAAUGGUUCCACCAGCCCGGAGAAGCGAAGCGCCGAGGUGGGCGAGCUACGCACACGUGCGGUCGCGUUUCGGCCCCAGGAGCGCCUCCUCCACGAUCCAAACGUGACUUUCGAGGAGUACAUGUACUACGCAGCCUUAUCGCGAGCCGAGGAGGACGCAGGCGCCGCGUCGAGGCCCAAGUUGGGCCUCAUGGACGUCCUGCUGCCCUCCAAGAACGGCGGCAUCCGCGAGCUCAAGGGGUCCGCGACGAGCAGCAGCGAGGCCAUCCACGAGCUGAACCUGAGACCCCAAGAUCCGCGCGACCAUCUCAGAAGAGGAGUGGACCAACGCCAAUCUGGAUAUCUCCUCUGGAAGGUAUUCCUCAACAUUGACAGCUAUGAGUUCCCGGCCAAGAACUACGGCGAUCUCGCUUAUCGGCUCUACGGACGGUGGUUCCGCUGGCUCGUGAACACCAUCCAGAGCAUUCAACUGCUACUUUCCGUUGGCAACAUCAUCAUCCAGAACGGCCAGUCCAUCUCCCAGGUUUCCCAGUUUCGCUUGUGCUACAGCAUCUGCUGUCUGAUCUGGGCACUCGCCGGGUACGCAAUUGGACAAAUUAGAACGCUGAACAAGUUCACAUGGCUGGCAAACUGGGCCGUGUUCAUCAACCUGAUGGUAAUGUUCAUCUCGAUGGGUGUGAUCGCACAUAGCGAGCCAAACUACGACGCCGCCCAGGCUGGUGGGGCUGGAGCUGCACUCGGGGGCGCCUCGAUCGCGCCGCUUGAUGACGGCUCCUACCCACCAGUGAGGACUUACGGCACGAUCCCACCAUCCGACAAUGGGUUUGUCGGCGGGCUGGUCGGUCUCAUGCAGGGCGUCUACGCGUACGCAGGCGCGCAGCUGUUCAUUGAGUUCAUGGCUGAACUGCAGCGGCCGCGGGACUUCCUCAAGGUCAUGUGGGCCUCACAGUUCUUCAUAUAUUCUGUGUAUAUGAUUUACGGGUCUUAUGUGUAUUACUUCCAGGGCCAGUAUGCCAAUAGUGUCUCAUACUAUGGCCUGUCUCCUUAUGGCUGGCAGACAGCUUGCAAUAUGUUGGGCGUCCUCAGCGGCCUUAUCGCUGCAGUCUUGUACGGCAAUAUAGGGGUCAAGGUCAUAUACAACAACGUCCUAAUCGAGUUCUUCAAAUUCCCGCCCCUGACGACGCGGAGGGGCAAGCACUACUGGGCGGCAGUCGUGCCCAUCUACUGGACCAUCGCCUACCUCAUCUCGGCCGCCAUCCCCUUCUUCUUCGGGCUCGUCGGCCUGACCGCGGCCAUGUUCUUCGUCCAGUUCACCUACACCUUCCCCGCGCUGCUCGGCCUCGGGUUCAUCGUCCAGCGCGAGGCCAUGAAGGGCGAGCCGCCGUUCGACCCGCACACGGGGGAGGUCCAGCGCCGCGACUCGGGCGUGAAGAGGUGGGUCAGGGGGUACUUUGGCAAAUACUGGUGGGCGUGUGUCUUGUUAACGCUGUAUGCGCUGGGCUCGCUGGUUGUCAGUGGCAUAGGGACUUACUCGUCUAUCAUGGCGCUUAUUGCUGCUUUCAAGACGCCUCAGAUUAAUGCUUUUACUUGCCGGUCGCCACUGGCUGGGUAG
Messenger RNA from Diaporthe citri, 1650 nucleotides. RefSeq lists its product as uncharacterized. Lineage: Eukaryota; Fungi; Ascomycota; Sordariomycetes; Diaporthales; Diaporthaceae. Gene Ontology annotation, biological process: amino acid transmembrane transport. Gene Ontology annotation, cellular component: vacuolar membrane. The coding region runs from base 1 to 1650 and encodes 549 amino acids. The record is from RefSeq and is a predicted model, not a curated record. Gene Ontology annotation, molecular function: amino acid transmembrane transporter activity. The transcript has 3 exons.